Molecule: messenger RNA, 1165 nt
Organism: Anopheles aquasalis
Lineage: Eukaryota; Metazoa; Arthropoda; Insecta; Diptera; Culicidae
Product: probable transmembrane reductase CYB561D1
Molecular function (GO): transmembrane monodehydroascorbate reductase activity
Source: RefSeq, a predicted model, not a curated record
UAAUUGUCGAGUGAGAUGAUUGUGCGAAUUGUUCCGUUGACCACCGUUCCGAUCGGUCAGAAUUCGGUAGCGAAGAGCUCCAGCGUUGCGUAGAAUGGGAAAAGAAGGUGGGAAAGAAGGUGAAACUUCCUCAUCCGUUCCUUACGAUCGCCUGAUCGCCGUUGCAGGAUCAUCUGCUGAUGAUCGAGAACGGGGCGUUGUGGAUCGGGAGGAGGAGGCCAAAUCCAUCGCGCAAGGUACGGCAGGUGAGAUAAGGGCUGUUGGAAACGGCGGUUAUCAGAACGGCAAAACCGCUGCUGGAAUGGGGGCCGGUGAAAGGAGGGUAAGCAGCGCGGAGCAGGAAGAACUGUUCGCAGAGUACCGUGACGAACAGGGCGCGGGAUCAGAGGCGGACGACCCCGAAAUGGAUCGUAACAAACGAAAUGGUGCGAGCGAUCGAGCGGCAGGAUCACCUCGGUUUAGCAGGAAGCUGGCCCUGCUGAACGUGUUGGCGAAUGGGUUAAUGUUUGCCGUGGCCGGUUUUAUCACGUAUCACUGUUUCAACAAAGCGAUGGUCCUGUUUUCCUGGCAUCCCUCCUUCAUGGUGAUUGCGUACCUGAUUCUGAUGUCCCAAGCGGUGCUAACGAUGUCAGGAACAAACUACUUCACCCAUCGAUGCACCCACCGGACGAGAGUAUACAUCCAUUGGGUGCUACAGGCGGUGGCAGGCAUUCUGAUUAGCAUCGCAUCCGUAUGCAUCUUCCUGAACAAGAUACGGCUCGGAAAGGCCCACUUCCAGACACUGCACGGCAUUUUCGGACUGGUGACUGUUUGUGCCACGUUGGCAUCGAUUGCCGGCGGUGUGACGACCAAGUACGCCUUUCAGCUCCGGACGUACGUGAGGCCACUGUACAGCAAACUGGGACACGGUAUUGCCGGUACCGUGACGUACCUGCUCGGUAUUACCACCAUCGGUUUGGGCGUGUACGGUCGCUGGUUCCAGGAGGACAACGAUGCAACCGUUCGUCUGAUGUUGGUCCUCGCGAUCGCCCUCAUCGCUCUAUAUGUGAUCGCCACACCGAUCGUGAACACGGUGCAGCGAAUUAAGACGGCCGCUCGGACAACGCUUUAGGACUCGCGAUUCGAUUUGCGUAAUAAAUCCAAAAAAGAUCUAUUUCAUUCCAUA